Molecule: messenger RNA, 696 nt
Organism: Ilex paraguariensis (yerba mate)
Lineage: Eukaryota; Viridiplantae; Streptophyta; Magnoliopsida; Aquifoliales; Aquifoliaceae
Source: the annotation of a GenBank genome assembly
ACCAACAAAGAUGCCUAUCUCAGAUCAAAUAGAAAUGUGUUCUGAGGCACGUAAUGCAGGUAUUUAUAGUGUAGUACUCAGGCAUGUCAGGUUGUCCCCAUGGGUUGCCUGUCAUUUCCCUUGUACAAACUGUACUAACAACUGCGCUGACCGCAACUAUCUCGACUGCCACGAUACCGGUGGUGGCUCAUCACGAGCCACAUAUCCCAGCAUUAAUUAGGCCGAUGUGACGUUUCUUCGAACACAUCUUGGACGAGGCACUCGAGGAAGAGUGCGAUAGUGAAGGUAAAAAAGGAGACUCCCGAGGUUAAAGCCAUGAUUAGUCAUAAUGCGCCCGUGGGGGGGGUUCAUGUCUACCAUUACCCCUCUAGACUCUUCCCUAAGGCCUUUGCCGAGGUGCCCAAUAAAGAAGACCCACAUAAUUUCAAUACUUCAGCCACCAAUUUACAUGUCUCAUUAUCUCAAAUGUUGAUUCGGACCAAUGACUCCAGUUACCAUAGAACUCCUUCUGAAUCCCAGUCAAGCACAUCCUUGCUCAAACAAACUAAACCUUCGAAACUCUGCUCGAGGCUAAGGUUGACAAUCAUACUCGUUUGCCUCGUUGCUCAGUUCUCCCUUGAGGAAAGUCAUACUACCCGGUCCCUCGGUGAGAACCUCUCCUCUUAGUCUACUGAGCCAGUUGAGCAACGACAUUCC